This is a messenger RNA of Aspergillus saccharolyticus JOP 1030-1, 590 nucleotides long. RefSeq lists its product as uncharacterized. Gene Ontology annotation, molecular function: acyltransferase activity, transferring groups other than amino-acyl groups. Lineage: Eukaryota; Fungi; Ascomycota; Eurotiomycetes; Eurotiales; Aspergillaceae. The record is from RefSeq and is a predicted model, not a curated record. The coding region runs from base 59 to 562 and encodes 167 amino acids. The transcript has a single exon.
ACGAAACACACAAACACGACUGACUUGAGCACCUCCUCACCAUCGUUUCCUUCCAAUCAUGUCUUUACCCACUGACCCUAAACAAUGGGUCAAAGAGCGGUUCCUCAUCUCCACCGAUAAGAAUCUCUUAUCUCCCACGGCAAUCAACCACGCCUUCGCACAGGACUGUCUUUACUGGGCCAAUCCUGUUCCGGAGGAAGUGUUGCGCAGCCUGAUCGAAAACUCAUUCUGCUUCGGUCUUUACCAAGUCAAUGCUCCUCCAUUCCAAGACGGCGACCACCAUGAUGCCGCACUUCAGAAGCCCGACGCAGCCCAUGUCGAGCAGAUAGGGUUCGCGCGGCUGAUCACUGACGGCGUCACCUUCGCAUACCUGACCGAUCUCUACGUGCUACCGGAGUAUCAAGGCCAUGGACUUGGGGGCUGGCUGAUCGACUGUGUGGACGAAGGUAGUCCGUCCGUUGCCGCACUUGCGGUGGUUCAUGUUGCGGACCUCGGUUGCGAAGAGCCAAGCCUCUUACGAGAGUCGGCUGGGGAUGGAGGUCCUCGAGUCGGGGGAUAUUAGCCAGGGGCCGGUCAUGAUGGGGAGGAAG